AUGACUGUCACGUACUCCAGUAAAGUAGCAAAUGCGACUUUUUUUGGAUUUCAUAGGUUACUCCUCAAGUGGAGAGGCAGCAUCUACAAACUACUGUACAGGGAAUUUAUUGUUUUUGCUGUUUUUUACACGGCAAUAAGUUUGGUGUACAGAUUGUUACUUACAGGAGCCCAAAAACGUUACUUUGAAAAAUUAUCAAUUUACUGUGACAGAUAUGCUGAACAAAUUCCAGUAACCUUUGUGCUUGGGUUUUAUGUCACUCUGGUAGUGAACCGAUGGUGGAACCAGUUUGUGAAUCUGCCCUGGCCGGACAGGCUGAUGUUCCUCAUCUCCAGCAGUGUUCACGGAAGGGACGAGCACGGGCGCCUGCUCAGAAGGACGCUGAUGCGCUACGUCAAUCUCACGUCUCUGCUCAUCUUCCGCUCUGUGAGCACGGCUGUGUACAAAAGGUUCCCAACCAUGGACCACGUGGUUGAAGCAGGUUUUAUGACAGCAGAUGAAAGAAAAUUAUUUGACCAUCUCAAAUCUCCUCAUCUGAAAUACUGGGUUCCAUUCAUCUGGUUUGGAAAUCUUGCAGCGAAAGCCCGAAAGGAAGGUAGAAUCAGAGACAGUGUUGAUCUACAAUCAUUGAUGACUGAAAUGAACAAAUACCGCUCUUGGUGUAGCCUCUUAUUUGGCUACGACUGGGUUGGGAUUCCGCUGGUCUACACCCAGGUUGUCACCCUGGCAGUCUACACCUUCUUCUUCGCCUGCCUGAUUGGACGCCAGUUUUUGGAUCCCACCAAAGGCUACGCGGGGCAUGACCUAGACCUUUACAUUCCGAUCUUCACGCUCCUGCAGUUCUUCUUCUACGCGGGAUGGCUCAAGGUAGCUGAGCAGCUUAUCAACCCAUUUGGAGAAGACGAUGAUGAUUUUGAAACCAACUGGUGCAUUGACAGAAACUUGCAGGUCUCUCUUUUAGCUGUGGAUGAGAUGCACAUGAGCUUACCUAAGAUGAAGAAGGACAUUUACUGGGACGAUUCUGCUGCUCGACCGCCCUAUACGCUGGCAGCUGCAGACUACUGCAUACCCUCAUUUCUGGGGUCAACUGUCGAAAUGGGACUGUCCGGAUCCGACUUCCCUGGCGAGGACUGGCUGUGGAGUUACGAGAAGCACGGCCACCGCCAUUCCGUGAUUAGGAGAGUCAAGAGAUUCCUGAGCGCCCACGAACACCCCUCCAGCCCCCAGAGAAGAAGCUACAGCCGGCAGGCCAGUGACAGCUCCAUGUUCUUUCCCCCAAGCGGUGAUGUCAGCCCAGCCAGGGAUCUGUUGGAUGUGCCCUCCAGAAGCUACCACCGUGUCCCAGGCACCCCGAACCAGACCUGCUCCCCAGAAGGGAGCAUCAAGAUGUACUCCAGCCUGGGGGAGCUGUCCACCAUCAGGGAGACCAGCCGGACGAGCACUUUGCAGAGCCUGAGUCCACAGUCCAGUGUGAGGGUCUCCCCCACCAAAAUGCCACAGGUGCCCGAGGUACUGAUCACAGUGGCCGAGGCAUCAGUGCCUGCGUCCGAUGGCUCCACGGCCUCCAUCCAGAGUGCAGAGUUUACUGGGGUGGAGCCAAGCGGGACUGGACAGCAGAAAGUCCCCGUGGGAUUGAUUCCUUGCCCCUCAGAGAAAGGGACACCUCCGAGGGACCCCAGUCCCCAGACUAGUUCUGCCAAAGAUGAAAGAAAUGUCUCCACAUUUGUCUCUGGGGAAGACCCUAAUGAUGACAAGUUCCUGAAAAGGUGGAGCCUCCCGGGGUUCCUGGAGUCCAGCUACACCUCCCCAGCGGACCUCUGCCCAGAUCCCAUGAGCCCUGAGCCCAUUCUCUCACUUGACACAGAAACAUCUUCAGAGACCAGUGGAAUCAACAUCGUGGCUGGCUCUCGAGCCUCUCCUGAUAUGCUGUAUUUAAUGGAAAACCUGGACACCAAGGAAACAGAUAUCAUAGAUUUUAACAAUGAGCCAGCUGAGGAACCACCCAAAGGAAGACCAGAACCUCUAGGACCUGGUUCUAGCUGAGGUUCUUACUUCCAGCAUUAGUUCCAGAACAUACCUAAGGACUGGUCAACUUUUUAAAAAGCCUUCAUACUAUAUAAGCUACUUAAAACUAAAGGGCAUUAUGAUCCUAGUUUCUGAGAACUGAGAAAAUCAAAUACAUUCACAUCAUCUGUUACAAGGUGACUUUCACAGAAGUCACACAGACCACAGUGACCUAUCUUAACCAAACAAGGAAUGUUAAUAAUAUAUCUAUGGCUUAUAAUUCAGAGAUUAUGUUACCUUUGGAAAGGAUCUUGUAGCCGAUAGUCCCCCAGUUUUGCCCCCAGAGAGACAAAGUUUGCUCUCCUCCCGACUUUUUCUCUUUUCUUCAUCUCCUCAGUCAUAAAGAGAGGGAUAUGGGUCACACAAUGCUGCAAAAGCUCCUUCCUAAUACGGACUCGUUGAGGCUUUCUAACCAUCUCACUACCACUUUCUCGAACUACGAUCACUCCUUGAUUCUUAAGCUUCACAGCAUUACAACCUCCACCUCCUUUCCAUUUCUUUUUCUCCGUUUUCUUUUUAUUCUCUCAUCCUUUUGUCUUUC
This is a messenger RNA of Neogale vison (American mink), 2605 nucleotides long. It is a transcript of the gene BEST3, whose product is annotated as bestrophin 3. Bases 1 to 2043 code for a protein of 680 amino acids. Gene Ontology annotation, molecular function: chloride channel activity. Lineage: Eukaryota; Metazoa; Chordata; Mammalia; Carnivora; Mustelidae. The record is from RefSeq and is a predicted model, not a curated record. The transcript has 9 exons.